Messenger RNA from Diceros bicornis minor, 4312 nucleotides. RefSeq names its product lactamase beta (gene LACTB). Lineage: Eukaryota; Metazoa; Chordata; Mammalia; Perissodactyla; Rhinocerotidae. The record is from RefSeq and is a predicted model, not a curated record. The transcript has 6 exons. Bases 22 to 1164 code for a protein of 380 amino acids.
UGCCGGCUCGCCAGAGACGCCAUGUACCGGCUCCUGUCAGCCGUGACUGCCCGGGCCGCGACCCCCGGGGGUUGGGCCGGGGGCAGCGGGUGGCGCGGGGCCCACCAGCGUGCCGGGCUGCCGCCGCUCGGCCCCGGCUGGGUCGGGGGCCUCGGGCUGGGGCUGGGGCUGGCGCUCGGGGUGAAGCUGGCGGGCGGACUGAGGGGCGCGGCCCCCGCGCCGGCCCCCGACCCCGAGCCGUUGCCUCAGGCCGAGCCGCUGGCGCCGCAGGAACAGUCCCUCGCCCCGUGGAUUCCGCAGACCCCCGCGCCGCCCGCCUCCAGGCGCUUCGCCAGAGCCAUCGAGAGCAGCCGCGACCUGCUGCACCGGAUCAAGGAUGAGGUGGGCGCACCAGGCAUAGUGGUUGGAGUCUCUGUAGAUGGAAAAGAAGUCUGGUCAGAAGGUUUAGGUUAUGCUGAUGUUGAGAACCGUGUACCAUGCAAACCGGAGACAGUUAUGAGAAUUGCCAGUAUCAGCAAAAGCCUCACCAUGGUUGCUCUUGCCAAAUUGUGGGAAGCGGGGAAACUGGAUCUUGAUAUUCCAGUACAACAUUAUGUUCCUGAAUUCCCAGAAAAAGAAUAUGAAGGUGAAAAGGUUUCUGUCACAACAAGAUUAUUGAUUUCCCAUUUAAGUGGAAUUCGUCAUUAUGAAAAGGACAUGAAAAAGGUGAAAGAAGAGAAAGCUUAUAAAGCCUUGAAGAUGAUGAAAGGGACGAUGGAAUCUGACCAUGAAAAAGAGUUAAAAGAAAAAGGAGGCAAAAGUAAUGAAAAGAAUGACUUUGCUAAAGCUAAGAUAGAGCAGGAUAAUGAAGCCAAAGGCCGGAAUUCAAAACCUGGCAAGAAAAAGAAUGAUUUUGAACAAGGCGAAUUAUAUUUGAAAGAAAAGUUUGAAAAUUCAAUUGAAUCCCUAAGAUUAUUUAAAAAUGAUCCUUUGUUCUUUAAACCUGGUAGUCAGUUUUUGUAUUCAACUUUUGGCUAUACCCUACUGGCAGCCAUAGUAGAAAGAGCUUCAGGAUAUAAAUAUUUGGACUAUAUGCAGAAAAUAUUCCAUGACUUGGAUAUGCUGACAACUGUGCAGGAAGAAAAUGAGCCAGUGAUUUACAAUAGAGCAAGGAGGAAUGACUGAGGAGUCCUAAUUUCCAGCCCUGAUGUAAGUGAUUUAAAAUGAUUUACUGUUGAAAGAAGGUUACACAAAGCUGAUUAUUAGCCAAAAUAUUCUGGUAGUUCUCUCCUAGUUUACAAGCUUGAAGUUCACUCUAAGAAAUAUAUUUACUUGAAGUUCACUCUAAGAAAUAUAUUUCUCAAUGUGAAAGGGUGUUUCUAUUGUGCAGCUUCUUUUAGAUUUGCUUGACUGGAAUUACAAGUGUAAUCAGAAUUGAGGCAGAAAGUAAUGAGGACCUAAACUGUGGGAGUGGCCCUAGGAACAGAAGGAAGGGAGAAGGGUAAGACACAAAGCAGAGGUUGAAUAAUAGGAUUUAGUGUCUUAUUGGAUGUGAGAGUUAAAGGCAAGAGAGUCAACCAUGGUUUUGUUUUUUUUGUGUGUGUGUGAGGAGAUCAGCCCUGUGCUAACAUCUGCCAAUUUUCCUCUUUUUUUGCUGAGGAAGACUGGCCCUGGGCUAACAUCCGUGCCCAUCUUCGUCCACUUUAUAUGGGACGCCGCCACAACAUGGCUUGACAAGCGGUGCGUCGGUGCGCACCCUGGAUCCGAACCAGGGAACCCCGGGCCGCCUCAGCGGAGCGCGCGCACUUAACCGCUUGCGCCACUGGGCCGGCCCCCAACCAUGGUUUUAAUGGAGAGGAGGAAGAGAUUAGUUUAGACCUGUUCACUUUGAUAAAUGAGAAGACCGUAUAUCCAGUGAUUGAUUCUCAAGAGAGCAUAUUAAGAUUCUCUGUAGACUUCUUUUUAUCUUCAAAGCACGUAUCUGAGGCCACCUCUGCUUUACCCAAUAUUAUGACUUGGACUUUUAGGGGACAUAUAAGAAUCUUGAAGGAAGAAAGAAGAGUCGUUUUUCAAACUAUAUAUGCCCACAGGCCCUCCAAAGUUACGAAUUUUGAAGCAAGGGUAUAAUUUUUGGAGGAAGGAGCCCUACAAGUGAUUCUGAUAAACAUCUUUCCUACCUUUCUCCCAAACCAAAGUUGAGAAUUAUUAAUGCUAGUAGAAAAUCCAAUUGUAAAUUUGAGUCAAGGGUCGUGGUACAGAUGCAGAUUUGUAAUUAUCUCUGUAGAAGAAAAGACCUGGGAAACUGGGACCACUGGUGAUUGGAAGGGUAUGGGGAAUCAUGGGAUUGAGAGUGAGAAGAGAGAGAGAGCAAAAUGGCCUGAGGGGAGUGUCAGCCAAGUGCUGGUUAACAGUGCAACAGAGGGCAAAUAGGAUGAGUAAUUAGAAGAUAAAAGAGAAUUAGGGAAAGGGAAUUAGAAGAUCCUUGAUAACCAACAGGAGAGCUGUUUCACAGUGAUGGAGAAACAGAAGCCAGAUCUUAAGGAAUUGAAUGAAUGGAGAGGAUGAGUGCAUGGAAACAGCAGGUGUGGACUAUUUUAUUUAGUUUGGCAGUAAAUGAGGAGAGAGAUAGGUCUGGUAGCUGGAAGCUGUAACAAGGAUAAAAAGAUAAAAGUUUUUUUUUCCUUAGGAUAUAGGAAACUAGAGCAUUUUGUGAACUAAGGUGAAGAAGUCAAAGUUCCUGACAUGACACAGAAACUCCUUUGUGACCUAUCCCCUGUCCCAUGUCUCCUCCUCCAGCAUCAUCUCUUGCCACUUGUCCCCUUUAGCUCUCUGCUUCAGCCAAACUGAACUACUUUGCUCCCCAGCCUGGCCUCUGUGAGCAGCCAUUUCAUCACGGCUUGCUCUUGAUUUCUCACAUCCAGCUUGCUAGUCAUCCCACAACCUGUUACUCAAAGUGUGGUCCAGGGACCAGCAGUAUUGGUAUCUCCCCGGGGCUUGUUAGAAUUGCAGAAAUUCGGGCCCUUCCCUAGACCUACUGAAGCAGACUCUGCAUUGUAACAAAAUCCUCAGGUGAUUCAUGUGGUGCUUUGAAAUUUAAGAACUGUCCAACAAGACUGUUAGUUAGCCCCUUGAGAGCAGCCACAGUGUUUGGUUUUACUUGUCUCUCCAGUACCUUGCAAGGUGUCUCCAUUAAAUAUUUGGCCAGCAAAUGAUGCUUUCGUGUAUUCAGCAUGUUUAGUGAGCACUUAGUGGAUGGCAAGUACUGUUCUAGGUAGGGGAAUCAUCAGUGAACAAGGUAGAUAAGGUUCCUGCUCUUAUGAAACUUGCAUUCCCUGGAAAGGGACAGACAAACAUGUAAACUAAGAAUUUCAGAUAUUGUUAUAAAAAAAUAAAAUUGGGCAAUGGGAUAUAGAGUGACAGGGAGAGGAUAUGGGGGGAUCUAUUUAAAAAACAUUGGUUUUAGGCCAUGUCAGUUAAGCUGAGACAUAAAUGAUAAGAAAAGCUAGCUUGCCUUGUUGCAAAUACAGAAAUAAGUCUAGCGUGAAAGAAGCAAGGUAAGAUGUUGUAAGUGAUGAGGUCAGUGAGGUAAGCAGGGGAUAAAUCAUUGGACAGUAAGUCUCAAUGCCGUUAGACCCACUGCCCCUUAAUUUAACAAAUUUUUCAUAACACCUUUAAUAUCCUGAAAUGGAAGUCAUAGAUCAUAUAAACUACACUCAAUACUCUAACUAAAAUAUAAAAAAGAAACAAAAGGAAUAUAAUUUAUAAUCAAUAAAUGAUAUUUCAAUAUGUUAAAGUUUACUCAUGAUAACAUUAGAAGACAUAAUAAAGUCAGAUGCAACUUAAUACGUAAAGGAAUUAUAAAUGUGACAACUGUAAAUGCAGACCAAUACAGGUGUAUUGUGUUGGUGCUUCAACUCAUGCCCUUGGUGGCCAACUCUGGCUAACAUUUUGAGCAAAAUAAAGUAUGGUCUUCCUUCAAUUUACACAGUGGUUACAUUCAAGAAAAAUUCAUUGCAGAGUGAAAAUGUGCAAAAAGUACUUUGUGUUUUUAUAUAAAAUAGAGAGGGUUCUAGGCUCAGCUAAUUGUAAACAGAUUUUUUACUUACAUGAAUAUCUGGUGGGAUAGUUGAAGGUGUUACAGGAUAUGGGAGAAUGCACCAUUGUGUGGGACUUUUCCAUAUAUCACAGGACAUUUAGGACCUUUGGACUUCUAUCCAUUAAAUGUCAGUAAGAGCCCUUUAAUAAUUGUGACAACUAAACUGCCUCCAAAAAUUUCCCUUAGGGAGUUGGUACUGCCUCUGUUUUGGACCAUUGAUUGUGUUGUAGGCCAUAG